Messenger RNA from Ctenocephalides felis (cat flea), 1215 nucleotides. Its product is annotated as endothelial lipase-like. Gene Ontology annotation, biological process: lipid metabolic process. The transcript is spliced from 8 exons. The record is from RefSeq and is a predicted model, not a curated record. Lineage: Eukaryota; Metazoa; Arthropoda; Insecta; Siphonaptera; Pulicidae. Gene Ontology annotation, molecular function: lipase activity. The coding region runs from base 1 to 1215 and encodes 404 amino acids.
AUGACCGGUUCUCACAGAUCAUCUUCAAAGCAGCCUGUGUCAUUAGAACCUCCUCCAGUAGAACGUGAAAACGAAGUAGACCCAAUAACCUCAUUAUUGACUAUCGAGAAUUUCAACCCGGCUUUGGAGACAAAGGUAUUGAUUCAUGGCUGGAUGUCAGGAGGAAAUUCGUCUUUUGCAGUUGACAUCAGAAACUCUUAUCUGGAAAGCAGAGAUUGUAAUAUUAUUGUUGUGGAUUGGGCACCACUCAGUUCAAACUUAUUUUAUCCGAUACCAAUGCAGGAUACAAGAAUUGUUGGCGGAAAACUAGCCCGUCUGCUUGAUUAUUUGGUGAAGCACCACGGAGCUGAUUUGAAUCGAGUCCACCUGGUGGGUCACAGUCUCGGUGCCCAUGCAGCCGGAUAUGCUGGUUCUCUUGUCACCACUGGCAAGCUUGCAAGAAUUACUGGCUUAGACCCUGCGCUACCCGGCUUUCGAUUGCUUUCAUCCCCCGAUCGAAGGCUGGACCUCACAGAUGCUGAAUUUGUUGACGUGAUACACACUUGCGGUGGUGUCCUUGGUUAUUGGGACCCUAUAGGCCACGCUGAUUUCUACCCCAACGGCGGCGCACCUAGUCAGCCGGGUUGCUGUUGCGGUUACCCAGAAAUCGUCGAGGCUUGCAGUCACGGCAGAGCUCAUGAAUUCUUUGCUGAAUCCGUCAUAUCGCGAGAGUUUUUGGCUCGACGAUGUGUCGACUGGCGCGCCUUUAUAACAGGGAAAUGCGAAACCGGCGAAGAAGUAGUCAUGGGAGACAGGCUGGACAAAAGCGCGCGAGGCGCUUUUUACCUCGUUACAGCCGCAAAGAAACCUUACGCUAUGGGUGAAAAUUCUUCGAAAUUCAAGCCGUUUACAGAAUCUUUUAUCAGCUGUACAAAAAAUGAUUCUAUGGAAAAGUUUUGUAAUGCAUGUAUUGGAGCAACAGCGGAACAAGCAAGACAAUGGGGUGAGGAUUAUUUCACUAUAGCAGACAAACUAGAUAAGAUCAAAUUUGAAGUAAUGGACAGAUUAAAAAUAUUGUAUAGAGCAGAUUGUCCGUUCAGUGUUGUGAACCAUGGAGAUUUGUGGGUCAACAAUAUGAUGUUUAAAUAUGACGAAGGCCAGAUUGAAGAUGUAAUAUUGAAUAUAACAUAUUGUGACGAGUUAGUGGUGAUGCCGCCUUCUUGGAGAUUGCAAUGA